Messenger RNA from Pungitius pungitius (ninespine stickleback), 1394 nucleotides. RefSeq lists its product as uncharacterized. The coding region runs from base 98 to 1072 and encodes 324 amino acids. The transcript has 4 exons. The record is from RefSeq and is a predicted model, not a curated record. Lineage: Eukaryota; Metazoa; Chordata; Actinopteri; Perciformes; Gasterosteidae.
GACUGUUUACACAGGCAGGCUCUCUGAUAACAAGGACCUAUAAGUCGGAUGAGAGCAGAAGUCCCUCUGCAGACCCCUAAUCCUCAGACAGUGAAAAAUGCAUCUAAAAGUUGUGAUCUUCGCUGUGUCAUUCUUGACAGCUUCAGCAUACCCACUUCUCCGUUACACAAGGGAGGCAACUCGGGAUGCCAACCAGGCUCAUGACAAGACAGAACCUAUAAAGGACGAUGAUAACAUCUACAAGACCAACAUUGACAGCAGUGACCUUUACGGCCGAGAUGAUCUCACUAAGAACCCGGUGGCGGAGGAGAUGCAGCGCAAACUCAACAUGGAGUCGGAGCGCCUGCGCGUCCGUCUGCGCCAGGAGCUGGCCGAGCUGCGAGAGCGGUUGUCCCCAUCUCCGGCCCACCCCAGCUCCGCUGUGGCCAGCAUGAGGGAGCGUUUGGCUCCUCUCACCCAGCAGCUGCAGAGCUCUCUCAGCAGCAACACCAACGACCUGUGUGGCCAGCUGAGCCUCUACCUGCAGGGCCUGGAGACGGCGGAGGAGCAGGCCGAGGCCAAUCCAGCGCUGCGCCGGGAAGCCUUCCAGUGGGUGAGCCAAACGCUGGAGCACAGCAGCGCCAAAGCGGCCGCCGUCAUCGGUGACUUCCACGCCAAAACCGCCGAGGUGAUGGACCAUCUGAAAGCGACGCUCGCCGCUGGCGAGCAGGAGGCAGCCGAGUCGGCGCAUUGGCCGGAAAUGAGUUCCAGGUUGGGGCAGGAAGUGAGUUUGCUGAGAAUGGAGGCGCAGGAGAGGACAGGGGCUCUCAAAUCCGAGCUCGCCGCUCUGCUGGAGACGCCGCGCCUUUGUGAGGCUGAAGUCACAGACGCCAUGAAGCGGUUCUGCGAAAAUGCGGCCCUGCAGAGCCAGGUUUUCGACGUCCGAAUGGAGAGGCUGUUUCAGGGGCUUGAGGAGGAGUCGAAGGUCCAGGGAGCCUACGGCCUGUCUCCGCUCUCUUCUUCCUCCUUGCAGGGGGAUUUCACAGUGAGACUCUCUGCUCUGAUCCAGGACAUUAUGCACUCGGUGCAGUGACAGAGACAACUGGACAUUUUUGCACAAAACCAACAAUUAACUGCUCUGCAGUCCUAUUAAAGUGUAUCAUUUGAUUCAGAUCCGUACAUUUGGUCUACUGUUUGCUAUUGUACCCGCAAAAUAAGGAGCCUGUAAAUAUUCAUUGUUAUGUUCUUUGUUUACCGUGCAUGUAAUAUCAACCAAUCAGAUUUCAAACUUUAUUUUGAAUAUGUAAAAAACAAAUCUGCCUUAUAUACCGCAGAGUAUACAGUAUGUGCAUUCUAUUCAAAAAUAUACAUAUGUGUAUACAACUGUUUAUUAAAAUGAUUGUUUUUUAAGUUAA